UCAAAUAAAUAUUUCGAAUAUCAAUACCUACAGUUUAUAGGUGUUAUUUUAUUUGGUUUUAGAGGGAUUUAGCAUUUACAUAGCAUAAUAUAAACUGAUGUAUUAUAUACGAACAGAGCACUUCCGACUUCUAAAAUGGUAUCAUCAUGGGUGCUGUUAAACCUCUUGCACUGUAAACGAUUCAAUCGGAGGAGAUCUUCGAAGUGCAAUUCCAAGUGUGGUAAAGAAGAUGAGGACCAGGGUGCAUCUAGAGAUGAUGUCUCAAGGUCGUUAAGUUUGAAGACUGAAGACGAACAAUGUGAAUAUGAUCAAACUCUCUGUAGAGUUUGCCUCAAAGAAGGUAGUAUACCAAUCUUCGAAAGUGGAGAUUUAUCUACCGAUUUAAACACUAUCGCUGGAAUAGAAGUAAGUUUUGAUGAUACACAUCCUAAGAAUUUAUGCGAGUCCUGUAAUGCUUUGCUGCAAGGGGCUAUAUUGUUUAGAAAGACUGCCCAACAGUCUGAUGGUUUAUUAAAACAGCCUAGACAGAAUCCACCGAAACCAGAACCAAAUAAUGGUAAUGGUAACUUUACUGACACUGAAGAAGAUGUAGAAAAUUCCACAGAAGACCCUGCUUUUAAUUUUGGGGAGGAAGAAGAUGAAGAAGAGGAAGAACGAAAAAUAAAAUUAGAAAAUGAACCGGACAGAUUUCAUUGCAAAAAAUGUACUCUGGAUUUUAAUACUUAUGAAGAAUAUAAAGAACACAGAUUGUCUAAGGAGCAUGAAAACUUGAGAAAGAACUGUCCAAUUUGCAAUAAGAGCUACCAAGCAACAUACUUGAAACGUCACAUUUUGAUCCACAAUAUGGACUAUCAAUACAUUUGUGACAUUUGUGGUAAGAAAUUCACAAUACAUGGGCAGUUCAACAGACAUAGGGUAACACAUUUCAUUGGCGAUUUGCCAUUCAAAUGUUCUUUAUGUCCUUACAGAGGACGCUUUAGGGAAUCAUUGAAGACCCAUAUGAGAGUACACACAGGUGACAAGCCACAUCAAUGCCCACACUGUCCGUCACGGUUCUUUACAAACAAAAGCAAUCUUAAUAAACAUUUAUUCACACAUAAGGCACAACACGAUUUCAAAUGCGGUCAAUGUCAACAUGGGUUUUAUAAUAAAAGGGAUUUGGAAAUUCAUUACAAAGUGGUUCAUAUUGGAAUAAAAGACCAUGUUUGUAAUCUUUGUGGGAAAGCUUUUGGGUACCGAAAGCAGAUGAUGAAACAUCAAUUGAAAGUCCACAAGAGAGAUAAGCUAAGGAGUGGACGAGUGCCGUUAUAUCUCCAGCUGGAAAAGAAAAUGCUAGAAGGAAAAGAGACUUGAAAAUUGUUUAUGAUUAUUCUCUGUAGAAUAAUCUUUAACAUGUGAUUGCCUUGAGCUUAAGUGAUAUACACUACAGAACACGCUUCCAGUUACUAGAUAACUAAAAAGGAGCAACUAAAAAUAAAAUCAUAAUAACUGCUUAUGGUCUGCUGAUCAGCUACCAGUCAUGAUCAUAAUUAUAUUAUUAUGUUUAGGCACAAAAAUUAAAAAAAUACUUGAUUCAAGCAUUCAGGUCAGUUAAAUCUGAUGUAUGAUCAGGCGACAUUUUUUUAAAUUUUGAGAUUGUUUCUACAUUGUAAAUUAUAUGCUGCAAAAACAAUAAAGUACUGUCUUUAAAAAUUA
Molecule: messenger RNA, 1695 nt
Organism: Pectinophora gossypiella (pink bollworm)
Lineage: Eukaryota; Metazoa; Arthropoda; Insecta; Lepidoptera; Gelechiidae
Product: zinc finger protein 652-like
Exons: 1
Coding region: 136-1353 (405 amino acids)
Biological process (GO): regulation of transcription by RNA polymerase II
Cellular component (GO): nucleus
Molecular function (GO): RNA polymerase II cis-regulatory region sequence-specific DNA binding; DNA-binding transcription factor activity; zinc ion binding
Source: RefSeq, a predicted model, not a curated record